Molecule: messenger RNA, 4183 nt
Organism: Amblyraja radiata (thorny skate)
Lineage: Eukaryota; Metazoa; Chordata; Chondrichthyes; Rajiformes; Rajidae
Gene: cacna2d4a
Product: calcium channel, voltage-dependent, alpha 2/delta subunit 4a
Exons: 40
Coding region: 1-3420 (1139 amino acids)
Cellular component (GO): voltage-gated calcium channel complex
Molecular function (GO): voltage-gated calcium channel activity
Source: RefSeq, a predicted model, not a curated record
AUGCUCACUCAGCAGUGCGCCCCUCAGGUUUGUGUCAUUAGUCCCUUGUUCUACUUCCUGUAUGCCCAUGAUGCUAUGAUCAAGUACAAUGCCAACUCAGUCUUCCAGCUUGAUGAUACCAGUGUUGUCAGCCAGAUCUACAACAAUGGUGAGGCAUCUGAGGUUUGGCAUGUCUACGAGAAUUCUCUCAAACUUCUGCAGAGGCGCUACAGAAGUGUUCAACUGUGGGCGUCUACAUUUGGUGAAGAACUGAAUUCCAUUGUAACAAAGUACUCCGGCUAUUUAUUGCUGCAAAAGAAAUAUAAAGAUACAGAAACAUUUAUAAGGAUUGAAGAAGUGGAUGGUGUGGAAUUGGUAACACAAUUUGGAAAGAAAAUGAAAGAAAUGUUAGGACGGAAAGUUGAAGCAGUGAAGAGAUUGGUAGAUGCUGCUGAAGAAGCCGAUUUAUACCAUGAAUACAAUAUGGAUUUUGAGUUUGAUUACUACAAUUCUGUGUUGAUUAACGAGGUGGAUGAAAAUGGCAACUACAUGGAACUUGGAAAUGAGUUCAUUUUGGAAGAAAAUGAGCAUUUCAAUAAUUUGCCAGUGAACACCUCACUUAGUAAUAUACAAGUCCCAACUAAUGUCUAUAAUAAAGAUCCCAACAUUUUGAAUGGAGCUUAUUGGUCAGAAGCAUUAAACACUGUCUUUAAUGAAAACUUUCUGCAAGAUCCAACUCUGACUUGGCAAUACUUUGGAAGUUCCACUGGUUUCUUUAGACUUUACCCAGGUAUAAAAUGGAUGCCAGAUGGAAAUGGAGUCAUCUCUUUUGACUGCAGGAAUCGAGGCUGGUACAUUCAAGCUGCAACAUCUCCAAAGGACAUCAUCAUAUUGUUCGAUAUCAGUGGCAGUAUGAAAGGUCUCAGAAUGACAAUUGCCAAACAUACCAUUGACACAAUCCUGGACACUUUGGGUGACAACGAUUUUGUCAAUAUUAUUGCUUACAAUGAUUAUGUUCAUUACGUUGAGCCUUGCUUCAAAGGAACGCUGGUGCAGGCUGACAGAGACAACCGCGAGCACUUCAAGCAACUGGUUGAUAAGCUUAGUGCCAAAGGAACAGGAAUUGUAAAUAAUGGCCUCAUCGAAGCCUUCAAUAUCUUGAAUGAGUUCAAUGAGACGGGUCAAGGCAGUCUGUGUAAUCAGGCCAUCAUGUUGAUCACAGAUGGUGCAGUGGAAGAGUAUGAACCAGUGUUCGAACAAUACAACUGGCCUGACUGUAAGGUGCGUCUAUUUACAUAUCUGAUUGGCCGGGAAGUAACAUUCGCUGAACAAGUAAAGUGGAUAGCAUGCAACAACAAAGGAUAUUAUACUCACAUUUCAACACUGGCUGGUGUUCAAGAAAAUGUCAUGGAAUACCUUCAUGUUCUCAGCCGCCCAAUGGUGAUUAAUCAUGAUCAUGACAUUAUAUGGACAGAGGCGUACAUGAACAAAGCGCUGUUUAAAACAGCUGCACGGAGUCUGAUGCUCAUGACAACAGUGGCUAUGCCAGUCUUCAGCAGAAAAAAUGAAACGAGAGCACGUGGUAUUCUCCUGGGAGUUGCGGGUUCAGAUGUUCCAAUGAGAGAACUAUUGAAGUUAGCUCCAAGGUAUAAGCUUGGUGUCCAUGGUUACGCAUUUCUGAAUACCAAUAAUGGUUACAUCCUUGCCCAUCCUGAUCUCCGACCUUUAUAUAAAGAUGGAGAGAAAGUUAAGCCAAAACCAAAUUAUAACAGUGUGGAUCUGUCAGAGGUGGAAUGGGAAGAUGAACAUGAGAUUCUUAGAACAGCUAUGGUGAAUGGAGAAAAUGGAACAAUGUCAAUGAAUGUGAAAGUACCAGUUGAUGGAGGGAAACGCGUCUUAUUUCUAACCAAUGACUACUUCUACACACAUAUUGAUGACACGCCUUUCAGUCUAUGUAUUGUUCUUACUAGAGGUCACGGCGAAUCUCUGUUCAUUGGAAAUAUCUCGGUGGAAGAAGGGUUACAUGACAUAGACCAACCUGAUGUGAUACUAGCAGAUGAAUGGAUUUACUGUGUAACUGAUAUUGAUCCACACCAUCGCAAGCUAUCACAGAAAGAAGCUGUCAUUCGUUAUCUUUCUGGAGAGGAACCUGAUCUGGACUGUGAUGAGGAGCUGGUCCAAGAAGUUCUCUUUGAUGCCGUGGUAACUGCUCCAAUUGAAGCGUACUGGACAGCCAUUGCCAUGAAUAUUUCUCAAAAUAACGAGGAUGGUGUUGAAAUGGCUUUUCUAGGCACCCGUGCAGGCCUGAUGCGAAGUAAUCUCUUUGUUGGAAAGGAGAAGCGCUCAAACAAAAAGUUCUUCACAAAUCAGGACAAACGUAGUAUCUUCACCAUGGAUCAUUUUCCUCUAUGGUACAGACGGGCUGUUGAGCAACCAGCUGGACAUUUUGUUUACUCCAUCGCCUCCGAGGCUGACAUGGGAUUUAUUUCAGGAAAGACAAACAGAAAUAAAAUGGUGACGGCCAGUACCUCAGUGACGGUGACUGUGAGCAGAAAGACAGCCAUUGCAGCAGCAGUCGGCGUGCAGAUUAACCUCGCAUUAAUGCGGCGGAGAUUCUGGGCAAUUACACAACAGUCCAAUGACACUGAUUGCAGCGAUAUUGAAGGAAGAUGCCCCAUCAGCUGUGAAGAUGAUGCACUAAACUGUUUCUUAGUGGAUAACAAUGGAUUCAUUCUGAUCUCCGGCAAAGUGGAAGAUACAGGAAGGUUUCUGGGAGAAGUGGAUGGAUCGGUGAUGACACAACUAGUGAACAUGGGAAUGUUUAACGAGGUGAAACUUUAUGACAAUCAAGCCAUGUGCAAAGGACAUUCCGAUCAUCACAGUGGGUCGGAGCCAAUGAUUAGUCCCUUAUAUAUUUUCUUUGCUGCUGUAAGAUGGUUCCUGAGCAACUUAUUCACAGUUUUGGUUGAAUUCCAUAUUUGUAGCCUGUGGAAUGUAGAUAACAUGGUAAAUGCCAAGUCCGUCUUCCAUUUUGGUCAUAAACACCGGAAAUUGGAUGCGUUCCAGCCCUGCGACACAGAGUAUCCAGCAUUUGUAAAUGACCCCACCAUCAAAGAAACCAAUGGAUAUAUUGAUUGCGGUGACUGUCAGAAAAUGUUCGUGGCACAGCAGAUAGAAAAUAGCAACCUGCUUCUUCUGGUGACUGAGGCGUACUGCGACUGCAGCAUCCUCCCAUCAGUCCUCCUGGAACCCACAGAAGUGAAAUAUAACGCAUCUGUUAAAUGCCAGCGUAUGCGAUCACAGAAGUUGCGACGUCGACCUGAUACAUGUCAUGCUUUUCAUCCUGAGGAAAACGCAGAGGAGUGUGGAGGGGUUUCAGGCGUCUCUCUGUCCGGAGUACUCCUAGCAUUGAAUCUGGGCAUGGCUGCUGCUGUGUUAUGAUGUCCAAACACAAAUGAUGGCCACCAUACACCACAUCGACACUGGUUUGGAAACUUUUGUGUAGGCUCCAGACAAGUCUGAUCAAUCAAGUCUAUUUCCAUCAAACUGUUAACAAGCUUCUGAUAUUGGAUGUUGGACGCUUUAAUUGACAGUGUUUCAUCUCUGGUCUCUGAAAUACAGCUUUUUUUCGUCUGCAUUUAGAGUAGUACAACUGGGGAAACGAGAGAAAUGUCACUCACUGCGAGAAGCUGGAUGAGUUAUCCCAAGAUGGGGUUCUAAAAUAUGAAAGUUAAAGUGCAAAAAAUCCAUAUUUCUAAUUGUUAUUGGCCAAUAGAAGUAUCAGCUUGCACGACAUUGGGUGAAUCUCUGGAGCUUGUGAUGUGUAACACCGGUGCUCUUUCUGUAGAUCAAAAGGUGCUGAUACGCAUAUCAAUUAAAAAUUAAGCUCAAUCAACAAUUUUUUUCAAUCAAUAUACCGCCCUCUACUGUUUUGAUUUGGGACAAAUCAACCGUUAAUUUAAUAAAAUAAUUUCUAAAAAGUAUUAAAAAAUCAAAUUAAAAUUCUAAAAAUUUGAUAUUCACCAUUGUAAAAACAGCAUUGUGCAAUUGUGUGGUAAAGUCAUCAUCACUAUUAGUUCCGGUAAUGUAGAUUGAACCUGGAAAGUCCCCUUUGCUUCCCCCUUCUGUUCUGGGAAGAUUCAUAUAGACAUCGUCACUUCUUUUGAGCUUCAUUCUUUCCACAUAAUAAAUUCUUUAUACAGUA